AUGGCCGACGUACCUGAGCAACCACCGAAAGCUGAGCUGCCUUCAAAAGGUGUGCAGCUCACCGGCGAUGCAGUCCUUCUGAAGCAGCCAGUCAUGAUGCGUUUAACGUUGCCCUCAAGCAAGAAAGACACCAAAGAACGUUUACAAGAAAAAGAAAUCCAAGAAAAUUUCCAAAGAGAAGUCGUCGGCGCUAUCCACGAAUCCCUCCUGUUAAAGAGGACUGUAGGUGGAGAGGACGUUUCAGCUAGACUCACCUUCGCUCGUCGUAUCCCAGACCUAGCGGUAGACGUGCGCUCCGACGUCUGGGAUCAGUUCAGUCAGACCGACCGCUACAAGGAACUGAGAGAAAAGUACAAUUUUUGCGAGGAAGGCGAUGAAUCUGAGAACUCAAACGACUCUAGCGGUGGCGAAUCGGGUGACGCAUCUGAGAAUAGUGAGGGAUCUGCUCACGAUGAUGGGGGUGACGCGGGCAGGAAAGCGGCUGCUUAG
Pochonia chlamydosporia 170 is the source of this 489-nucleotide messenger RNA. RefSeq lists its product as hypothetical. The transcript has 2 exons. The record is from RefSeq and is a predicted model, not a curated record. The coding region runs from base 1 to 489 and encodes 162 amino acids. NCBI's taxonomy places the organism in Eukaryota, Fungi, Ascomycota, Sordariomycetes, Hypocreales, Clavicipitaceae.